This is a messenger RNA of Neltuma alba, 816 nucleotides long. RefSeq names its product probable flavin-containing monooxygenase 1. Gene Ontology annotation, molecular function: flavin adenine dinucleotide binding; NADP binding; N,N-dimethylaniline monooxygenase activity. Bases 1 to 816 code for a protein of 271 amino acids. NCBI's taxonomy places the organism in Eukaryota, Viridiplantae, Streptophyta, Magnoliopsida, Fabales, Fabaceae. The record is from RefSeq and is a predicted model, not a curated record. The transcript has 5 exons.
AUGGCUUCUUCUUCAGUGCAAUACACCAAGAGUCUUUCCAUUAAGGUGUGUGAAGUUGAGUUUGUGGCUCUGUGCAUUGGAAAAUAUAAUGGUCUGCCAAACAUACCUGAGUUCUCUCCAGGACAAGGCCCAGAAGUGUUCAAAGGCCAGGUUAUGCACUCCAUGGACUUCUCUUCAAUGGCAAAUGAGGAUGCUGCCAAAUUGAUCAAAUCAAAGAGAGUUACAGUAAUAGGCUCUCAGAAAUCUGCUUAUGAUAUAACAGCUGAGUGUGCAUCUGCAAAUGGAAUAGAACAACCCUGCACAAUGAUUCAAAGGACAGCACACUGGUUGCUCCCACAUGCUAAUAUCUGGGGAAUUAGUCUUGGCUACUUGUACUUCAAUCGCUCCUCAGAGCUUUUAGUUCACAAGCCUGGUGAAUCAUUUUUCCUUGGCCUUGUGGCUGCUUUGUUCUCACCAUUGAUUGGAAUGCUUCCUCAACAUUUUUAUGACAAAGUGGAAGAAGGAAGCAUCAUUCUAAAGAGAUCACAGGGCUUUAGGUUCUGCAAAGAAGGUUUAAUCAUUGAUGGAGAAUCAAAACCAUUAGAGACAGAUGUGGUGAUUCUUGCUACAGGGUUCAAAGGUGAUCAAAAGCUCAGAAAUAUAUUCAAAUCACCAAUAUUCCAAAAUCUCAUCACCCCCUCAGCUACUUCCUCAGUUCCAUUGUACAGAAAGAUACUUCAUGCUAGAAUCCCACAAGUAGUAAUAAUAGGAUUUGCAGAGGGACUCUCAAAUCUGUAUGGUUUUGAAAUGAGGUGCAAGUGGCUAGCAGCUUUCUGA